AUGGGGACGACGUCGCGCCUGCUGCUGCGGAGAAGCUCGAGAAUGCUCGCUAAUCGGGACGGAGGCCUGCUACGCGCUCUCCGGUCGGAGCUGGAACACGAGCUGUCCUCCAACCCGCCGAGAUCCGGACCGGUGAGCAGGUCACAGGGACUUUUUUUCUUCCCGCAUGGUUGAUCGAUGAUCCUCAUUUGUGUGGAAGUGGAGGUUAGGCCUGUGUGUACCGGGGAAAUAAAACCUCGAUGGAUGGCGGAGGAAACUUCGUUACUGAUUUUUAUUUUUUUUUCUGUUUUUCCUGCUUACAGUGGAUAAAAUCUUCAUUUGUUUGGGAGAGGUGAAAGGUUCCCAAUUUUUUCGGUGGCGACUGUCGUGACUCAUUCUUUGAUCGAUAAGGGAAAAGAAGAAUUCACAUCUCCUGGAAAUGUCAGUUGCCGACGCAGUGAUUUAGAGCUUCUCAUUCCUUGCUUGAAUCGAGAUCUUCUGUUCGCAAAAUAUCACCCGUAAAUUUCACUUUGAUCUAGUUUCCUUUUCUCGUGCCGCUGCAUGAUUCAGUCUUCUAUGGUAACAAUCGCUGAGAAAAUCUCGCUAUGGUCGUGAUGCUGAUAAAAAUAAGAACAUCGACUUGUUAUGGGCGUCCUUAAUUUGUCAACAUCGUGGAAAAUUUUAUUACUAGCAACUGAUCAUGAAUCUCUCUAUGUUUAUAUGAAUGGUAGGCUCCUUGGGAAUGUAGUGGUGAUGAUUUACUCUGCGGUUUCAGCGUGAUGGCAAGGUGGGGAACUUUGCCGUGGAUUGGGAUGAUGCUAAAACCCAAGACUUGGUUCUGAGAAGGAGAUUCGACUCUGGAGAGGAGAUUGCAUUGUCCGCUCUCUUGGGACCUUUAAUAUACGAGGGAAAGGAUCCACUGCCACGCCAUGCCUUGAUGAAGGUGUUUGUGAAGAAACCUGAACCAGAGCCCAUCUUGCAGUUUGACUGUACAGUUUUCCACCAAGAUCAAGAGGAAGACUCCGAGUUUGUCAUCGAAAAUGUCAAGUAUCUUGCUUCCGCUGACCCAUCUAGGUCAUCAAGAUAUAGGGGCCCCAGCUUCAGGUGGAUUUUUUUUUUUGACGUAUUUUUUAUGUAAUUCUCCUCUUCAACCCCUUUUUUGUGAACUAUUUAUUGAUUCUUGUAUUCGGGGUUUUGACGCGUGGAAAAUUUCUCCCCUCAUUGUUUGCAUCAUAAACUUGAUCAGAUUGGUUACUUGAGAGAGCAUUUGAACUUUCCAUGACAUAAAAUCAUCAAAUGGCAGAGAUAACUUGGCUUCUUCCGAUUCGUAUCAGCACUACAUCCACUAUAUUUUGUGCCAUCCAUCUUUUUUCAAGCUAGAUAAUAAGGGGACAAGAUGCCAAUGCCAAAAAUUGAUGAAAACAUUAUGGUUCAGCAGGCCGAUUCUUGGAGAUGCCUACUAGAUGAUUCCGAUUAAGCCAUUUCUUUGAUUGAGGACUGCAUUAUUGCCCUGGUUUUCAUAUCACACCUCGUUAUUUUUCUUUCAGUUAAAGCAUUUUCAUUCACGUAAUACUUUAGGCAACUUCUCAUAUUCAAGCUGAACUUAAACUUUAAGUUACAGCUUAAGUAAUUGCAUAUCCUCAGUUUUAUUAUUUUUCCUCAUUGGUAAGGGAUUCUGAAAGUUCAUGAAUUUGCAGUAUAUCAACCCACAUUUAUAAAAUGAAAUGCACAUGGAGCCUUUUUUUAACAUCGCAGAGUAUUUGUUCCAGAUGUCGUUCAGUCUGUUUCCAUGCCGAAAGUUAGCAAGAUUAUCAUCAUCAUCAUCAUUGUCAGCAUCGUCAACAUCUACUGCCAUGACCACUGAUUUGUGCCAGGAAACUUUGACUCUGAACCAUCAGGCUUUACCUUCUCAUUGCACAUUUUUUCUCUAAUAUUUAGUUUCAUAGGUUUUCUCUAAUAUUUAAUCUGUCUUCAUCUUCCCCUUUUCUGGUGUAUUUUAGCUCUUCCUUGAUCAUAUACAAACCAUAUUAAAUAACUCUGGUAGCAGGUCUUCUCAGCGAGACAUGAUCAGUUUCGAUCAAGUUUUUUAAAACUCGACUUUUGUAAAGUCGUAUAUGUAAGAGGCAAGAUCUUGCAUUCUUCAGAAUAUAUAUAUCUCAAUUGUUUCACGUGAGUUGGUUAAAACUUGCAUUUACUCUUUUUUCAACUAUUUUCCAGAUCUACCGUGUACGCCCCACUUAAUGAGACUUUUCUGAAUCUCCUAUUUAAAAACCAUGUUCUUGCGUUUUUCAAGGUUUUAUUUAAUUCUUUUCCUGUGAAUGAAUUAAAAUCAUUUCCUUCUUUUUAACAGAUUAAAGUCUUUUUCCUAUUUUGGAGACUUUAUUUGAAUAUAUAUAUAUAUAUAUAUAUAUUUUUUUUUUUUCUGUAAGUCAUGCCUCUGUUUGGGGAGGAUUAUUUUCAAGAUUAGUAAAGCCCUCUUGUGGAAGUAGAAGAGUUUGGUGGGGGGGAGGGGGUUGACUUUUUCUCAGAUUAGUGGAUCAGUGAAGGUGCAUCUACUAACUAGUUUGCCCUGAAAAUUUACAUUUUUUUGGAAAAAAUCGAGUCUUUAUUUAGACUGAUAAUUUAGAGAUAUUUAGAACCCUAAUUAUCUGUAUUUCAGAGUUAUUGGGUGGUCCAGAAGGGCCGUGAUAAUCAGUCUCGAAUGGUCCAGAUAAUUAUUAUCAGCAAAAGCCGAGCCUUUUUUAAACAGAAAACUCUUUACGGCAUGUUCUUCCUAAUUUAGUAUAUUUUUCUUCAUCUUGUCAGCUGCUUGGAUCCUGAUCUGCAGGAUGCCUUCAAAGACUACCUUGUGGAUAGAGGGGUCAACGCGGAGCUGACCAACUUCCUCCUCCUCCACCUGCGCCAGAAAGAGCAGGAUCAGUAUCUGAACUGGCUCCACGGGCUUGAAAAUUUCCUAAAAAGUGGCGUUUGA
This is a messenger RNA of Spirodela intermedia, 2950 nucleotides long. The record is from the annotation of a GenBank genome assembly. Lineage: Eukaryota; Viridiplantae; Streptophyta; Magnoliopsida; Alismatales; Araceae.